ACAAUCUCCGCGGCUGUGUGCGUCUCUGCGAGUCUCAGCAGGCGUAGCCAAGGGUGGGAGCCCGGGUGGAGGCAGACGCUUUGGUUCUCGGUUUUCUAAAAAGACUCCUGGACAGUCAAGAUGCUGAAGCAGAUCCUAGCGGACAUGUACAUCGAUCCAGACCUGCUGGCGGAACUGAGCGAGGAGCAGAAACAGAUCUUGUUCUUCAAGAUGCGGGAGGAACAGAUCCGGCGCUGGAAAGAGAGGGAAGCGGCACUAGAGAGGAAGGAGGCCUCGCCCGGGACCCCCAGACCCAAGAAAGAGAACGGCAAAUCCGUGCACUGGAGGCUGGGAGCUGACCAGGAGGUGUGGGUGUGGGUUAUGGGUGAGCACCCUCUGGACAAGCCCUACGAUGUGCUGUGUAAUGAGAUCGUGGCGGAGAGGGCCCGGAAGCAAGCAGAGCAGGAUGCCCAACAGCUCAGAAAAGAGCCCUUGGAAGCAUCUCCCCCAAACACAGGAGGAAUGAAGUCACAGCGCUGUGAUAGGCCAGACUCAGGUAACAGGGAGGCGUCAACUGUCCCCGGGAACGCAGUCCGGCAGGAAUCACGCUCUACACCCUUGGCCACAGAGGACAAGAAAACCCAGUCAUCCUCCAGUUCUACAAGGACUAUUCAGCAAAUGCUGGCAGAUUCUAUCAGUCGUAUGAAGGCAUGUGGAUUUCAACAGAAGAAAGAACCCGUGAAGAAACAGGAAGAAGAGGAGGUCAAAGAAGUAGAUGAAGAGAGAACCAAGCAGAUUUAUAAGAACUGGAAGGAAGACUCAGAGUGGCAAGCGUCGUUGCGGAAAUCCAAGUUGGCCGAUGAGAAGAGGCGCUCUCUGGCCAGACAAGCGCGGGAGGACUACAAGAGGCUCUCUCAGAGAAGCCGGAGUGGGCAGGCGCCACAGAGCCCCGCGAGUGUCCCCCAGAAACCCAAGAGGCCUCCUCUGCCCCCCAAGCCUCAGUUCCUAAGCCCAGCAAAACCACUCAGGACUCCAGGAGUGACGAGGAUGGCAUCCAGCUUUGCCCAGGAGGACAUCAUCCGCUGGUUUAAGGAGGAGCAGCUGCCCUUCCGAGCAGGCUACCUGAAAACCUCCGACACAGUCGCCCCCUGGUUCCAUGGGAUUCUCACUCUGCAGAAGGCCAAUGAGCUGCUGAGUACCACGGGUGUGCCUGGCACCUUCCUGGUCCGGGUCAGCGAGAAGAUCAAAGGCUACGCCCUCUCCUACUUGGCGGAGGACAGCAGCUGCAAGCAUUUCCUUAUUGACGCCUCGGCUGACUCCUACAGCUUCCUGGGCGUCGACCAGCUGCAGCAUGCCACGCUGGCUGACCUGGUGGAGUACCACAAGGAGGAGCCCAUAACCUCCCUGGGCAGAGAGCGCCUUCUGUACCCCUGUGGUCAGCAGGACCAGCCGCCGGACUACCAAGAGCUCUUUGAGUGAUAGCCUCGUCAGGCCCUCCCUCCUCCUCCUGCUGGAGCCGACAGCACUGGUUGUGCAUACGUGUGCAGAGCCAGGAUCCUCCUCCCAUUCCCACCCCUCCAGGGCCUGCAGCAGAGCCGGUACCUGCCAGUGGGGUU
Ochotona princeps (American pika) is the source of this 1595-nucleotide messenger RNA. It is a transcript of the gene SH2D4A, whose product is annotated as SH2 domain containing 4A. The transcript has 9 exons. Lineage: Eukaryota; Metazoa; Chordata; Mammalia; Lagomorpha; Ochotonidae. Bases 121 to 1458 code for a protein of 445 amino acids. Gene Ontology annotation, molecular function: phosphatase binding. Gene Ontology annotation, cellular component: cytoplasm. The record is from RefSeq and is a predicted model, not a curated record.